AUGCAGCAACAACCAUCAGGGUAUCGACCAAUUGUUCCGGCUCCCCCAACAUCACAAGCCUUUGUCCCAAUAUCUCCUCACCAUUCUCCUUCGACUCAUCCAUCCCCUCACCAUUCUCCCCCGGCUCAUCCUAAUCCUCAACAAAGCGUUAUUAGUUUACCUUUCGAAACGCCGCCCGUAUCGCCUUUCUCUCAUCCAAUGCAUAAUGAUUAUGCAGGGCAAUUUAAGCUUCCGCCUCCUCUGCAGCCUUUGACACCCUUAGCAAUGCCUGGUUCUCAACACAUGAUGCUUCCUGUUUCCCCAACGGCUAUUAUGUCUCAACAACAAAAUUGUGUAUCCGCACCACGAGCGCAGCAACCUUCACAAUCCUCACAAUCUAGAUAUGAGCGCAUUCUGCCAAAACAGACUGGACCUUCUACCUCCGUCCUCCCAAUAACUUUAAAUCAAUCUUCAGGAAGCACAUCAACCCAAAACGGUACUCGACCAGCAAUGCAAUAUCAUACAUCCAUUAUUCAUCCUCUCGUACCACAUCACCAUAACUAUCGUUCGGCCUCUUCGGACAAACCUCUUACCACAGCCGAUCAACGUGAACUAGCGCGUAAGGUUUCUCAUUCGGCUAUUGAGAGGAGACGUCGUGAACGUAUUAAUGACAAGAUAUUACAAUUAAAAGAAUUAAUCCCAAGCUGUGCCGAUCAAGAUCAUUUACACAAACUAAGUAUCCUUCAAAGUGCCAUAGAAUAUAUUCAAUACUUGCAGGGUAUAGUCGCAGCUUCCAGGCAAAGGGAGAGAGAUGGUAAGGACGAUGGUAGGUCAUCGGAGGAUGGUAGACUCGUUAAACGUUCUAAAUUCGAUCGCUACGAUAUUCUACCGCCAAAUUCAAGAAAGUUUGACUCUUUUGACGAUCGCGAAGAGUAUAGACACAAAAAGGGUUCGACUUCAUCCUCUUCACCAUCUUCUCCUGACCAAGAGAAGACUAGUGAAAAUGUUGACGACUCUGAAAAAGAAGUCAAGUCCGAUGAUGAUGACGCAACUUCCACAGAUGCUACGACGAAAGCCGUCACGUCAUCAUCUUCACCUAUAUCGCAUGAUCACGAGGACGCAAAGGCUUUGUUGAUGUUGUCAAACUCUGAGUCAUCAAUGAACGAAGAUUCCGGAAAACAAACAACCACCAAAGAUUCAGAGACACAGACAUCACCGACUCAGAUGUGGGAACCCUCUCAGGAAUCAGAUUCCCAUGAAUCAGAUCAUGAGGAAGAAUCUCCUAGACGUGGAAUGACGGUUCAACAAAUGUUGUGUUAA
Messenger RNA from Acaulospora colombiana, 1299 nucleotides. The record is from the annotation of a GenBank genome assembly. NCBI's taxonomy places the organism in Eukaryota, Fungi, Glomeromycota, Glomeromycetes, Diversisporales, Acaulosporaceae.